This is a messenger RNA of Paralichthys olivaceus (Japanese flounder), 2443 nucleotides long. NCBI's taxonomy places the organism in Eukaryota, Metazoa, Chordata, Actinopteri, Pleuronectiformes, Paralichthyidae. The record is from RefSeq and is a predicted model, not a curated record.
CUCAGACAUCAGACACUUCCUGAAAAUACUCUCAGGUCACGUGACUAACGUUGUCGGUGGAACUUCCUGUUAUUAAUUCAAAACUCUAAACCGGAGUCGUUUCUCAUUUUUCCCCAGUGUCGGGAGCGAGUUUAAUAAAAUUUUCAAGCGUGAGUUUGUCCAGUUGUUCAACUGCUGCCGGAACCAACCGGGGUCAGCCGAGGAAACCUGUCAGCUAAUGCUAGUUGCUCCUGCUAGCUAGCUGCAGUAUUUACCUGACGGUCCCGAGGGGCUCCACACCUCUGAACGUCUCCGUGUGUCUGUGGGGACAGCUGCGACCCGUGGGUCUCUUUAGUGAUCGAGCUUGAACAGACCGGAGUGUUUUAGGUCGAGAACCAGCAGCGGGUGUUCACUUCCAAUAUGACCAUUCUGUUGUCAAUGCCAUGCGUCGGUUGCCUGAGAAGAAGCAGAGGUCUAGUUCUCCUCAGGACCGCAGCACUGGGAGUCCAGACGCGGAACUACAGCAGGAACGAAACGUCUCCCCUCGAGUACCUGCACCAAAGUGUGGUGCCAUCGAUGCAUUACCAGAAGAGUUUACCGAGUCGCUUCAUGAAAACACUUCGAGCUGGAUUACUGGAGCCAGAGGUUUUUCAUCUAAACCCAGCAAAGAGUGACACAGACAGAUUCAAAAAGUUAAUCCGCUGGGUCCCAUCCUCUCUAUCUUGGUAUGGAGCCUACAUGGUGAAUGCUUACCCCCUGGACAUGUCUCAGUACUUUCGCCUCUUUAACUCAACUCGGAUUCCGAAAUGUGGAGGAGAUAAGCUCUUCACUAAUGAAAAAGGGCGACAUCUCUUAAUUAUGAGAAAAGGCAACAUGUAUGUGUUUGACAUCGUAGACAGAGAUGGGAAUUUAGUGAAGCCUGCAGAGAUCCAGUCCCACUUACAGUACAUUUUGUCUGAUCCGACACCAGCGCCCACCUUUCCUCUUGGGGUGCUGACUAGUGAGAACAGGGAUGUGUGGGCCGGGCUAAGGGAAAGACUGAUAGCUGCUGGAAAUGCAGAGAAAUUAAAUCUUAUUGACAGUGCUAUUUUCUGUCUCUGCCUGGAUGAUGAGACCAUGCGAGACCAUAUUGACAUCUCCCACAACAUGCUGCAUGGUGAUGGCUGCAACCGCUGGUACGACAAGUCCUUCAGCAUCAUUCUCACCAAGGAUGGUCAGGCAGCCAUUAAUUUUGAACACUCAUGGGGCGAUGGCKUAGCUGUGCUCCGCUUUCAGAAUGAGAUCUUCAAAGACACCACAGAAAAGCCACUGGUGCACCCAGGCUCUGUUGCUGCUGCUGUAGAUUCAGCCUCUGCUGUGCACAGACUGGACUUUAGGAUGAACAGUGAGCUGGAAAAUGGAAUCAUAAAAGCAAAGGAGAAGUUUGAUUCAGCUGUGUCGGAACUCACCAUUGAUGCCAUGGAGUUCAAGAAGGGUGGGAAGAAUCAGCUAAAGAAGAGCAAGUUGAGUCCAGAUGCUAUAGCCCAGCUGGCUUUUCAGAUGGGCUUCCUGAGGCAGCAUGGACAGACAGUGUCCACAUAUGAGUCGUGUAGCACCGCAGCAUUCAAGCAUGGCCGCACAGAGACGAUCCGACCGGCUACCUCGUACACCAAACAGUGUUCGCACGCCUUUGUUUGUCAGCCAGGACAACACAGUGUGGAGCAACUACAAGCCAUGCUCCAGGAAUGCUCCAAAUAUCAUGGGCAGCUCACCAAGGAAGCAGCUAUGGGACAAGGUUUUGACCGACACCUCUUUGCCAUGCGAUGCCUGGCCAAAUCAAAGGGCCAUGCUCUGCCAGGCCUGUACACUGAUCCUGCUUACGCUGCCAUCAACCACAACAUCCUCUCGACCAGCACCCUCACCAGUCCAGCAGUGAACCUUGGCGGCUUUGCCCCAGUGGUGCCUGAUGGGUUUGGCAUUGGCUAUGGUGUCCAUGAUGACUGGAUCGGCUGUAAUGUGUCCAGCUACCCUGCUCGCAACGUCCAUGAAUUCUUGCAGUGCGUUCACAAGUCUUUGGAGGACAUUUUCACAGUCCUGGAUGGAAAGCCACUUAGUUAAGAAACAAUUCUUAAGUCUGUUUUAUUUUGCUCAGCUUCUGGUUAGUUGGUUUAACAUUUCUGCAUUACAGUGCAGGAAGUAAUUAAGAGCAAUUAUUUAUAAGCCAAUGGGAGAAUUAAAGGAGAAUCAGCAUGUGAAACAUCAUCAGCUAAGACUCAAGAGUGCUGGUCCCAAAACAGAUACAUUUAAUCAUUUUAGAUGUAAAACUUAGUCUACAAUGACAGAAUAGAGACAAAUGUUGUGCCUUAUCAAAAAGCAUUUACUAAUGUCUCUGUAAUACAUGUUAUUUAAAUUAUCACUGUUUUUCAUGCUUAGCCUUAUUGGUGUGGGUGAAUGUAACUUGAAAUAAAACCUUAUUCCCAAAAAA